GCAAAAAUUAUUCAAAAAGAGGUUGUUUCAUCGCGGAACUAGAAUCAAGAUGGCGCGUGAACGAGGGACAUCCUUGCUCCAAACUUUUGAAGAAAGUGCUUCAUUUUUUGGUCCAAAAGUUCCAGAAACUGUGCGAAAAACUGUCCGUUACUUCUCAAAAUUAGAAAAAUCAACUAUGAGAAAGUUGAUACAAGUGGCCCUGAAAGAUAUAGAAGGAGAAGAAAUUCCUGGAAAUACACUGCAGUCAAUAAAGCCAACAGAUGUUGAUGAAGAAGUUCUCCUUUCCGCAUAUGCAGGAAUAUUGCAAAUUCUGACAUUAGCUUUUAGAUUCCCGCCUGGUUCCUUAAAGAAAGAUGUUUUUGUAAAAGAGUUAUCUGAUCUCAAGGUACCCCCAGAGUUGAUAGAAGAUCUUACGAAUGUUGUUUUCAGUGCAAAGCAGCAUGAGAUUGACAAGAAGUUGAUUGAAAAUAGAAUACAAUUGCCAAAACUAGAUUCUUUAAGAUGGAGAGUUGAUGUUGGAAUUUCAACAAGUGUGUUAAACAGGGUAUUAGAGCCCACCAUACUCAUGGAAAUGAAUUUAGACAAUGGGAAAUCUGAAACAUUUGAGGUUCCUGUAUCAAAGUUCCAUGAACUUCGCUACAAUGUGGCUACUGUCCUUAAAGAAAUGGAAGACUUGGAAAAACAUAGUAUUCUUAAAAUACAAACAUGAUAAAGCCAAUCUGUAAAUAUUAUUUUUGGAAAUUGAUUUUUGUAUACUUGUAGAAAAUCGUUAUAAAUAAAUAAUUUAAACUUUUGA
Molecule: messenger RNA, 796 nt
Organism: Rhopilema esculentum
Lineage: Eukaryota; Metazoa; Cnidaria; Scyphozoa; Rhizostomeae; Rhizostomatidae
Product: COMM domain-containing protein 5
Cellular component (GO): nucleus
Source: RefSeq, a predicted model, not a curated record